AUGUCGCUUCUACGACAGUCGACACAGGCGCUGCGCGUUGCCGCCGCCACCUCCAACAGCGCACGAUGGAUCAGCACCUCGGCCGUGGUUCGCAACUCUACGCAGACCUCGCCCGCACCUGCCAAGGCCGCCAACGGCCAGAGCCGAGAUGUCGCUGCCGAGCAGGUCGCACGACACGACCAGGCUGUGGCCGCAGACCUUGUCAGCAGUGCUCCCGAGGAGCUCACACAGCGCACGGUCCGCAUCUUCCGUCCCUCCAAGACCGCCAACUCGUCGGGCAAGGCCGGUACCAAGGUGUGGCGUGUCGACUUUGAUAUCCUCCAGGGCUCUGCACGAUGGGAGAACCCUCUGAUGGGCUGGGCAUCUUCAGGCGACUACAUGCAGGGCACUUCGCUCAAGUUCCGCUCCAAGGAGGACGCGAUUCACUUCUGCGAGAAGCAGGGCUGGGACUACCAGGUCCAGGAGCCCAAGAUUGCUCGCAUCCCGCCCAAGAGCUACGCCGCCAACUACAACUACAUCCCGGGCAAGCUCAGAAUCCACCACACCAAGUAG
Molecule: messenger RNA, 552 nt
Organism: Moesziomyces antarcticus
Lineage: Eukaryota; Fungi; Basidiomycota; Ustilaginomycetes; Ustilaginales; Ustilaginaceae
Product: NADH-ubiquinone oxidoreductase 18 kda
Exons: 3
Coding region: 1-552 (183 amino acids)
Biological process (GO): electron transport chain
Source: RefSeq, a predicted model, not a curated record